This is a messenger RNA of Dovyalis caffra, 306 nucleotides long. The record is from the annotation of a GenBank genome assembly. NCBI's taxonomy places the organism in Eukaryota, Viridiplantae, Streptophyta, Magnoliopsida, Malpighiales, Salicaceae.
AUGGCUAUUUCGAAGCUUUUGAUUGCUUCACUUCUCGUUUCUCUUCUUGUGCUCCAUCUGGUUGAAGCUGAUCAGAAGGUGAACUCAAAUCAAGCUGCAAGCUAUAUUCCUGGGAAAAGUAUUGAUUGUGGUGGCGCUUGCAAAGCUAGGUGUUCCUUAUCCUCCAGGCCAAAUCUUUGCAAGAGGGCUUGCGGGACAUGCUGCGCACGAUGCCAAUGCGUCCCCCAAGGCACUUCCGGCAACCUAGAUACCUGCCCUUGCUAUGCCACCAUGACUACUCAUGGUGGCAGACGCAAGUGUCCUUGA